Molecule: messenger RNA, 3901 nt
Organism: Theobroma umbraticum
Lineage: Eukaryota; Viridiplantae; Streptophyta; Magnoliopsida; Malvales; Malvaceae
Product: kinesin-like protein KIN-7E
Biological process (GO): microtubule-based movement
Molecular function (GO): microtubule binding; microtubule motor activity; ATP binding
Source: RefSeq, a predicted model, not a curated record
AGCAGCUUUCAUUUCACUGAAACUUUUUUUUUUCGUUUCUUUCUUUUUUUUUUCCUUUAAAUAAAUUAAAGGAAGGAAUUUAAUUUAGAUUAUGCUCAAGCUUAAGGUCAGCUUGACAAGUGGAUUUUGUUUUCGUACGUGAGGCAGUUGUAAAUUUUUUUUCGGUGUUUUUAAUCUCUGAAAUUAACCGUUAUAUAUUUUUUUAACUAAGCACUAACGUUUAAAAAUCAAUGAAACUCGGAGGCUUACGUUAAAAUGCCCCUAUUUUAUGUGUUCUUCGAAUCAAGCUUAGUUGUCUUUUCAAACGGUGUUUAGAUUUUAUUCGGUUUGGUGUUUGCAGUGCUCGAGUUUCGAGGAGGAAGAGUACGGCUAGCGGUUUCCCUUUCAGAUCAGAGCACAAUGGAGGGAAAACGACAGGGUUUUGGUACUAAAGUAGAUACUCUUGGUUCUUUUAACUGAACCGCCAUUCUGCGAUUUGAGGUUGGUUGGAUAAGAGCUUAUGAUUAGCUCGUUGUUGCUGAUAUAACCCAUACACUAUGGUUGUGGAUGGAUGGGCCUAGGCCUACUAUAUCUUUGGCAGCCACAACAACCUUGUUGUUAACUUAUAAACUGUCUUGCAUUUUUAAGAAAGCAAGAGGUGAGUAACAACAAAAGAGGAGCGUGAAAAAUGGGGGCAAUUGGUGGGGAAGAGUUAAAGAAGUUGGAGAGGGAGCAGAAGGGGCAAAUGGUAGGUGCUCGUGAGGAGAGGAUUCUGGUUGUGGUGAGGUUGAGGCCUUUGAGCGAGAAGGAAAUUGUAGCAAAUGAAGUUGCCGAUUGGGAGUGCAUCAAUGACAGUACUGUCCUAUAUCGGAACACCCUCCGGGAAGGGUCCACAUUCCCGUCUGCCUAUCAAUUUGAUAGAGUAUUUCGAGGUGACUGCUCAACAAAGCAAGUGUAUGAGGAAGGAGCCAAGGAGAUUGCUCUUUCAGUUGUUAGUGGUAUUAAUUCUAGUAUUUUGGCAUAUGGACAAACUAGCAGUGGGAAGACAUACACCAUGACUGGAAUAACCGAGAAUACUGUUGCAGAUAUAUUUGACUACAUAAACAGACAUGAAGAGAGAGCAUUUGUAUUGAAGUUCUCAGCAAUUGAGAUAUACAAUGAAGCUAUUAGAGACCUCCUAAGCUCAGAUAACACUCAACUUAGGCUCCGUGAUGAUCCUGAGAGAGGAACCAUUGUGGAAAAAGUCACAGAGGAGCUACUGAGGGACUGGAACCAUUUGAAAGAACUCCUUGCAAUCUGUGAUGCUCAAAGAAGGAUAGGAGAGACCUCCUUGAAUGAGAGAAGCUCCAGAUCUCAUCAGAUUAUAAGAUUGACAAUUGAAAGCUCUGCUCGUGAGUUCCUAGGAAAAGAAAAUUCAACCACCCUUUCAGCAAGUGUGAAUUUUGUUGAUUUGGCUGGAAGUGAGCGAGCAUCUCAGGCAUCAUCCACCGGGGCAAGACUGAAAGAGGGUUGCCAUAUAAAUCGCAGUUUACUGACUCUGUCAACUGUUGUUCGCAAGCUAAGUAAAGGCAGACAAGGGCAUAUCAAUUACAGAGAUUCUAAGCUGACACGCAUACUGCAGCCAUGCUUGGGUGGCAAUGCCAGGACUGCCAUCAUAUGUACCUUGAGCCCUGCACGGAGCCAUGUUGAACAAACCAGGAACACUCUUCUGUUUGCUUGUUGUGCAAAAGAAGUUACUACAAAAGCGCAGGUCAACGUGGUCAUGUCUGAUAAGGCCUUAGUUAAGCAUUUACAAAGAGAGGUGGCCAGGUUAGAAAGUGAACUCAAGACUACUGCCCCUUCUCCUCCCUCAAGCGGUGACUAUGCAGCAUUGCUGAGAAAGAAAGAUCUUCAGAUUCAAAAGAUGGAGAAGGAGAUUAGAGAGUUGACUAAGCAACGUGAUCUUGCUCAAUCUCGGAUUGAGGAUUUGCUGAUGAUGAUUGGACAUGAUCAAGAUUCAGGACAAUCGGCAAGGAUCAAUUACCAUCUCAAUCAAAAAGCAGGGGAUGCUUGGGAUGAUGACUAUUCAGCAUCAGAGUCAUCUUGUUUGGCCGAUUCUAAACGAUUGGAUGUGCAAGUUCGAAAAUUUAAUUCAAUCCAUUGUGACGACACAGAGAGUGGGAGUAGUCUUGCAGAGCCCUAUCAUGAGCCUCUGAACAAUCAUGAAGAUCAUUCAAUGUCUGAUGUUACCUCCUCACCUCUGUCAAUUGGAAAGAAGCUUGCUAGAUCGGAUUCUGGGCGAAGUCUAGAUGAGACUCCAGGUGAAACUGCAGAUGAUGAAUACUGCAAAGAAGUUCAAUGUAUUGAGACAGAAGAAUCAGGCAGGGAUAAUAAUUAUGAAUCUCGAGUCUUACAAAAUGGUGAAAGUGAAGGAACAUUGGCAUUGACACUGUAUGGAGAUGGAGAUGUGGCAGGCGAGGAAACAAUGUCUACCCCAAUGAACGGAGGUAGAGAAACAAAUCAUAUUCAAAAUGGUUUUACAUAUGAUGCAUUGGAGCAGAGACUCCAUCAUGUACAGAAGACAAUUGAUUCUCUUGUCCCAGAUGCCCAGGUAGCAGAUUUGUCGAGUUCUAGAAGCCUGAAGUUGAGUAGGAGCUGGAGUUGUAGGGCAGAAGUCAUGGGUGGUACAUCUUUUCCUUAUGCUGACAGAGAACAUAUUGAAAGCACCCCACCCAAUGGGUUGGAGAAAAACUUUCCUGGAAGACCAGAAGGUUGCGGAAAGAAGUUUCCUUCAUUAAAUUAUGGUGCCAAUAAUGGAGUGCUUUCCAGGAAUAAUUCUCAGUCCUCGCUUGGGUGUGCUUCUAUCAAGACUUCUGCAGAUGAGGAUAUUACUAGCAUUCAUACUUUUGUUGCAGGACUGAAGAAGCAACUUGCCAAUGGUCAGGUUCAGGGCACGGGGCUACAAGCAGAUGAGUCUGGAAAGGGUAUGAAAGAUGUAGGACUGGAUCCAGUGCAUGAAGCAUUCGGCACCCCUCUGGAUUGGCCCCUGGAAUUUGAGAGGCAGCAGAGAGCAAUACUUGAACUUUGGCAAGCUUGCAAUGUUUCCUUGGUUCACAGAACAUAUUUCUUCCUGCUCUUUAAAGGUGAUCCAACUGAUUCCAUAUACAUGGAGGUAGAGCUUAGGAGACUUACCUUCCUCAAGGAGACAUUUUCUCAAGGAAAUCAAGCUGUGGAAGAUGGUCGGACUCUCACACUCGCAUCAAGUGUGAGAGAUCUUCGCCGUGAGAGACAAAUGUUGAGCAAGCUGAUGCGUAAAAGGUUUUCAGAAGAAGAGAGACAGAAACUGUAUCACAAAUGGGGCAUCGAGUUGAACUCGAAGCAGAGAAGGCUCCAGCUGGUCAACCAGUUGUGGAGCAAUAACAAGGAUAUGAAUCAUGUCACAGAGAGCGCUGCUAUUGUUGCAAAGCUGAUUAGGUUUGUAGAGCAGGGGCGGGCCCUCAAAGAAAUGUUUGGGCUUAGCUUUACUCCUCCGCGCCCAAGGCGGAGAUCCUACGGUUGGAAAAACAGCAUGGCGUCCCUUUUGUGAGCUUUGUUUAUGCCUAUAUAAACACACGUAUACAGCGUAGAGGUAAUUUCACGAAAAUUAUAGGCCAUAUAGCAUUCUUUUUGCGAUUGAAACUGUAACGGAUUGUGAUGACCAUCGUAGAGUGGUAAAAAAUGUAAAUCUUAACCUGGAACGGUUUAGAGGCCAAGCUGGGAUUGAUGAAAUUGCUUUCUGGUUUCCCAUGUGUCUCUUUACACUCGUGAUAGUCUGUAUUAAUAUCUAGGUGAACUUGGAUCAAGUGGCACGGAUUUUGCAAAUGUGGCUUUCUGGAUUUGCUGUUAGCCUGUUAGGCUUGUUACCAAUUAAUGAAUAGGAUUUGCUUUCUUCUUCUCCUCUGUC